This is a messenger RNA of Lichtheimia ornata, 3219 nucleotides long. RefSeq lists its product as uncharacterized. NCBI's taxonomy places the organism in Eukaryota, Fungi, Mucoromycota, Mucoromycetes, Mucorales, Lichtheimiaceae. Gene Ontology annotation, cellular component: cilium. Bases 1 to 3219 code for a protein of 1072 amino acids. The record is from RefSeq and is a predicted model, not a curated record. The transcript is spliced from 13 exons.
AUGACCAUUGUGCCUUUACCCUUUGAGAUCGCACAUUGCUCAUCCUGGGACGACGACCAUAGCCCCGAACAGCUGGUUGCUUCCAGUCCAGGCAAUCGUAAAGGAUCUGAUCGACUUGACGACACCGUUGACAUUGGCGACACCGAUCGUAUACCCAGCAACAAAGUCAAAGGCUGGCAGACACCAAAAUGCCCCAAUUAUCCUCAAGAUCUCAUCAUCCGCUUAUUAUGUGGUCCUGCUCGCAUCUCCAAAGUCCAAAUCCUCUCCCAUCACUACAAGAUUGCAACAAAAAUCGAUGUUUACAUCGGCAUUCUUAAAGAUGCUAUUGAAGAACUUGAUCCAAUCGCUCCCAACGACGAAGAUGAAGAUGACAUGUUGAUUGAAUUCACUCGACUUGGCUACGUUUGUCUCGAUAACAACACACGUGCUCAGUACCGUGCUCGUGAAUUGAAAUCCAUCAAGGUCAAUGCUGACGGUGAAUACGUUCGAUUGGUCAUUCGCAACUGCCACCGUAAUAGGCUAAACACUUACAAUCAGGUUGGCAUCCUUGCCCUGAAUAUUCAAGGUCAACCAUUGCGUCAGGAUCCUCAUUGUGCAGCAGCAGCAGCUAUUCCUGGUCAUAUGGCACAAUACCUGCAGCAUCCGCUUGAUGAAGCAACUUCAGGCAUCAUCGAUAUUGAACUUCAACAAUGGAUCUCAGCUCUUAUUCAUGCUGAAGAACAAGCAGCACAACAUGAAUCGUACCACGUUGCCAAGGUGUACAAAGAUCUUAGUGACCGACUAUCCGAAUUCGGCAAAAUGGUGAUCGAUUUGGAAUUGAGCAAAAAGCAUGCUGUCGAAUCCAAGGAUUAUGAUGAAGCUGAAAAGAUAAAGGCUGAUAUUUGUGAAAUCAAGCAUGCAGCCGAGAAGCUAUUGAUUCGCGCCAAUAUUCGUAUCACCCAUGAUGGCCGUAUUGCUCCAGCUGACAGCAACGAUGAUGAGAUUGAUGAUGACCAAGUAGACGAAGCACUUGCCAGUGGAUCAAUGGUUGCACCUUACCCCGAUGAUGAUGUACCUGCCAAACACGGUAUGGAAGAGUGCACAUUAAUCGACAAUGAGCAAAGCAUGCCACAAGACGACCUUUACGACGAGGCGAUUGAGAAAUGGACAAAUUUUGAUGCACAUGCAGCACCUCCUUCAGCUGGUGAUCAAAGCUCACCCACAUCAUCACUCUCCACCAACGCUGCUGAAAUGUUGCUUCCACCUCAUUUGACAUCGUAUGGUCAUGAUACCACUCUUAUUGGUCGUGAUGCUGAAGAAGAAGAUCAUGCCCAAGUAAAGGAAAAACCAGCACAUCACCAAGUCUUAUCACCCUCAUUGUCAGCUGCCGUUGCCAAAAAGCACUCCUUACGUGGAGGUGGUUUAGAUGCAGUGGGCCCUGCACCUGCAGCAUCAGCAGCACCUAUCGCACCAGCCAUUGAAGAAGAGGAAAAACAACCUGAACCAGAGGCAACACCCAUCGAUCCAGAAUGCAUGCCAGAGCCAUUGAUUGAUGCUGAACGUUCCAAUUGCCGUAUUCCUAUCCGUGUAUUUGGUGAACAGGUCGUUGCAUGCAUUCUUAGCGUCAAAGUCAAGUGCAGAGAACAUGGAUUGAACAGCAUUGCCGAUACAGUUAAAUCAGCAUGUUUGUUGGCCGAAACGAAUCAACUCAAUCAGCUUGAAGAUCUCAUGAUGCAUCCCAACGAUGAUGAUGGUGAUAGCAACGAUUCAGCCAUGAAUGAGGAAUAUGAUGAUGAGACUUGCCGUAACGCUCUAUUCAUUCGCGCAUCGCUCAUGAUGAUUCAAGAAGCUAUCAUGGAUUCACGUGAACAUAUUAUCAAUCUCACCCUUGGCAUUUGGCGAGAUGUGAAUGAUCUAUGUGAUGUGGUGCCUCACGCAUUGACAUUUGGAUAUAUGGAACGAGCAUUCUCGGGUCUACUGAUGCGCACCAAUGAUGCCAAUACUCGUAUCCGCUCAAGUGCAUCCGAACUCGUGCUUGAAUUGGCUAGCAAGUUCCCUGAAUCACCCCAUUCUUUGUUGACCAUGUUUAUCGGCAAGCCCGAUCGUGUGAUCCAUAAUCACAAGGACGCCCGUGCACGUAUUGAUCUUGUAUCUUCUGCAGUCUCCUUUUUAUGCAUUCAUACAGCAGAUAACAAGGCGGGUCUCAUUCCUCUCGACACGCUUAUGGACUUUGUUGUCACCUACCUCAACCAUUCGCAUGAUGAAGUACGCAAGGCUGCAGUUGAAUUGGUUAUUGAUAUCUCUGAGCAAGUCGGCUUCCAAUCCGUCAGCAAGUACAUUGACAAGGAUUUGCGUCUUUCCCUGGCAGAGACGGUCAAAAAGGUUGCCGAAAGCAAUGCCCCUGCCAAUGACAAAAAGACCACAACCAAGAGCAAGAACAACAACAAUAGCUCGUUUGGUGGUGAUGGCACUGUAGCCGAAUUACGUGCUUUGGCUGCCAAGGCUACCAAGGUACCUGCAUCCGAAAAGAAAUCAGCCACUGCUACUACCAAGGCUGGCACAGUUAAGAGGAAACCAGCAGCUACCACUAGCGAGAAAAAGACCACUACACGUGGCACAGCUGCUACAAAGAAGACCACCACUCCCACAUCCACACGUACUGCUCGUGGCACCACAAAAGCAACCAAGUCCACCACUGCACCAGCACAACAACAACAAGAUCCUGCAGCCGACGCCAAAAACAUGUGCAUCUUUUGCGAAGAGGUCAAUGCCAACUUUAAUGAGGAUACGCUUAUCUCGCAUUACUAUGACUCAUGUCCAGUUUUGACAAGUUGCGUGCGAUGCCAAACAAUUCUUGAAAUCUCGACGCUGCAUGACCACACUUUCACUGACUGUGCCAAGAGACAUCUCAUCAAGCAGUGCACGCGUUGCAAACAAGCCAUCCCAGUUGAGCAAUGGCUUCAACACACCCUCAAAUCAAACUGCAAAGCUCUCAAUGACAAUGAUGUGUGUUGUCCUCUUUGUAUGACAGCUAUCGACCCACCCACGGAUAGCCAAUGGAGGGCACAUUUGCUUAACGGCAACGGUUGUCCCAAGAACCCUCGACAAGUGCGUCGUGCAGCACCAGCAGCCAAUACAACCACCAAAGCAACCAAAACAGCUGCCACCAGGUCUGAAGCAAAGACGUCAACUCGACAAGGCACCAAGACUCCAAACUCUUCCCUGAGACGGAAAAAGUAG